This is a messenger RNA of Zingiber officinale, 2967 nucleotides long. RefSeq names its product ribosome biogenesis protein BOP1 homolog. Lineage: Eukaryota; Viridiplantae; Streptophyta; Magnoliopsida; Zingiberales; Zingiberaceae. Gene Ontology annotation, cellular component: preribosome, large subunit precursor; PeBoW complex. The record is from RefSeq and is a predicted model, not a curated record. Bases 396 to 2675 code for a protein of 759 amino acids. Gene Ontology annotation, molecular function: protein binding; ribonucleoprotein complex binding. The transcript is spliced from 21 exons. Gene Ontology annotation, biological process: ribosome biogenesis; maturation of LSU-rRNA from tricistronic rRNA transcript (SSU-rRNA, 5.8S rRNA, LSU-rRNA).
GCAGGCCGCAUCGUCAAGUUUUGGAUCUAGGGUGGACUCUACUGCACGGAGGGUUUUGCUUUGCUGUUCUUCAGCUGUUACCUCUCCGCCCAACGUGGUCUGGCGGCCGCCGUUGCCGGCAGUUCUCUUCGUCUCUUUUCUAUCUCCUUGUCUGUUAGUGGUCUUGCAACCUCUACCCCAAGAAGCUCCGGCGAGACCAACUCUCCUCUCCGCAUCCUCCCUCCGCUGCCGCUGACCGACGAACUAUAACUCGCAACGCUGCGCUUCUCCCGUCGGGCACCACCUUCCUUCCGAAACCCUAGAUUUCAGCCAGAUUCGCGAGGCAGCAGCUCGCCUACCAAUCUAUCCAAUCCCACGUCCUAGGGAACCUGACGCGUUUUCGAGCAGCAGUGGUGAUGGGCAAGUCUCGUAGAUCUUCUGCAGAAGUGGAUAAGUUAGACAAAAAGUUUUUGAAGGAAGCUACUGCAAAUGGCUGCAUCGAAGGAACCAGUGAUAAAGAUGACAGAUUCCAGUCUAGUGAAUCUGUGGAUUUGUCAGAGAACGAGAAAUCUCAGGGCUCACCUUAUGAUAGCGGGGAGGAUGACCAAGAUGACAGAUUCCAGUCUACAGAUCCUGUGAAUUUCUCAGAGGACGAGAAAUCUCAGGGCUCACCUUAUGAUAGUGGGGAGGAUGAUCAAGAUGACAGAUUCCAGACUAGUGAUUCUGUGGAUUUGUUGGAGGAUGAGAAAUCUCAGGGCUCACCUUAUGAUAGCAGGGAGGAUGACCAAGAUGCCAGUGAUUAUGAAAACCAUGGGACCAUGGAGGAGAGUGACUCUUCUGAAGAUGAGGUUCCUUCAAGAAAUACUGUUGGGGAUGUUCCAUUGGAGUGGUACAAAGAGGAGGAGCAUAUCGGAUAUGACAUUGCAGGAAAGAAGAUAAGGAAGCAGGCUAGGAAGGACAGGAUUGAAUCUUUUCUAGCUGGAGUAGAUGAUGCAAAAAAUUGGAGAAAGAUUUAUGAUGAAUAUAACGAUGAGGAAGUGGAAUUGACAAAGGAGGAAGUUAAAAUGAUUCAUAGAAUGUUGAGGGGGAAGACACCACAUGCUGGAGUUGAUCCAUAUGCGCCUUAUGUCGAUUGGUUUGAAUGGGAGGAUAAAGGACACCCUCUUUCAAAUGCGCCGGAGCCAAAGAGGCGAUUCAUUCCUUCAAAAUGGGAACAAAAGAAGGUCGUUCGUUAUAUCAGAGCUAUUCGAAAAGGGUUUAUUAAGUUUGAUAAACCUAAGGAGGAACCUCACGUUUAUUUGUUAUGGGGCAAUGAUUCUAGUGUAACUGAAAACAAGAGGCAUGGUUUGAGUUAUAUUCCACCACCCAAAUCGAAGCUGGCAGGUCAUGAAGAAUCAUAUAAUCCUUCUGCGGAGUUCAUUCCUACUCAGGAGGAGAUCAACUCAUACCAGCUAAUGUUUGAGGAAGACCGUCCUAAGUUUAUUCCUAGAAGGUUUGAGUCACUUCGGAAUGUGCCAGCUUAUGAGAAUGCACUUAAAGAAACCUUUGACCGUUGCCUUGAUCUCUAUUUAUGCCCCAGAACUCGAAAAAAACGUAUCAACAUAGAUCCAGAAUCUCUAAAGCCUAAGCUACCUAGUCAGAAAGAUUUGAGGCCUUAUCCGUCGACAUGUUAUCUUGAGUACAUAGGGCAUACAAGUCCAGUGAAGACGAUAUCAAUUGAAAUAUCAGGACAGUGGAUGGCAUCUGGUUCAUCUGAUGGAACAGUGCGUGUUUGGGAGAUUGAAACAACUCGAUGUAUCAAAGUUUGGGAUGUUGGUGAACCUGUCAAUCAUAUUGUGUGGAAUCCUUUACCUGAACUUCCCAUCCUGUCAAUAUCUGUAGGAUACGAUGUGCUUAUUUUAGAUACUGGAUUGGGAAAUGCAGAGAAUCAAGCAAGGGUCAAGGAGUUGCUUCAUGUGGAAGAAUCAAAACUAGAGGAGGAUGAAGGAAAUACCACUCCGGUAGUGAGAUGGCUUCAAGAUGAUAAAUAUGAUGGCAUCCGAUUAAAGCAUUGCAAGGUUGUGACAAAAAUUGAUUGGCAUCGGAAAGGAGACUAUUUCACUACUGUCGUUCCUAGUGGUGAUUCAAGAGCAAUCUUGAUACACCAACUCUCCAAGAAACACACACAAAAUCCUUUUAAGAAGUUACAUGGUCUUCCAAUAGCUGCAGUUUUUCAUCCAACACGGUCGAUAUUCUUUAUAUCAACCAAGAAUCAUGUCCGUGUGUAUGAUCUUUUAAAGCAAAAGCUUGUUAAGAAGCUUGAGACUGGUCUUCGUGAAGUUUCUUCCAUUGCAAUUCAUCCAGCAGGUGACAAUGUUAUUGUGGGCAGCAAGGAAGGAAAAAUGUGCUGGUUUGAUAUGGACCUUUCAUCCAAACCAUAUAGAACCUUGAAGACCCAUCCCAAAGACAUAACCAAUGUCACCUUCCAUCGCCUGUACCCUCUCUUUGCCUCAUGUUCCGAAGACUGCACUGCUUAUGUGUUCCAUGGGACGGUGUAUUCGGAUCUUAAUCAGAAUCCUCUCAUCGUCCCAUUGGAAAUCCUGCGUGGCCACAACAGUUCUAAUGACAGAGGUGUUUUAGAUUGUAAAUUUCAUCCGAGGCAGCCAUGGCUAUUCACAGCUGGAGCAGAUUCUGUCAUUAAACUGUAUUGCCACUAAUGAUAGAUUCUCCAGGAAACUUUGAAGAAUCUCCUCGAGUCAAGAUACAUGAAUACUGGCCGAUCCUACAUGACUACGGUAGCAAGUUCAUGUUCUUUGCUGAAGCUGCAACCUAUUUAUGAGGUCGUUCUAUAUGGCACCGGCACCUAGAGCAAGUUCGUGUUCUUUGCUGAAAUUGCAAUCUAUUUACAAGGUCUUUAGGUUAGUUUUGUUGUUAAUUUAUUUUAUUGUUGGCUGCUAAAACUGUCUAUAAUUUCUAAAUUACUUAUAAAGCUAUAUCCUUUUAUGUCGA